Messenger RNA from Odobenus rosmarus divergens (Pacific walrus), 2517 nucleotides. It is a transcript of the gene RPS6KA4, whose product is annotated as ribosomal protein S6 kinase, 90kDa, polypeptide 4. The record is from RefSeq and is a predicted model, not a curated record. NCBI's taxonomy places the organism in Eukaryota, Metazoa, Chordata, Mammalia, Carnivora, Odobenidae. Gene Ontology annotation, molecular function: ATP binding; magnesium ion binding; protein serine/threonine kinase activity. Gene Ontology annotation, biological process: protein phosphorylation; regulation of DNA-templated transcription; intracellular signal transduction. The transcript is spliced from 17 exons. Bases 193 to 2322 code for a protein of 709 amino acids.
GGCGCCGCCCGGGAGCAGAGCCGCGCGGGCCCCUGGCGACCCGCACGCCAUGGGGGACGAGGACGAGGACGAGGGCUGCGCCGUGGAGCUGCGGAUCACCGAAGCCAACCUGACCGGGCACGAGGAGAAGCCUACGGGAAGGUGUUCCUGGUGCGGAAAGCAGUCGGGCACGAUGCAGGGAAGCUGUAUGCCAUGAAGGUGCUGCGUAAGGCAGCCCUGGUGCAGCGCGCCAAGACGCAGGAACACACACGCACCGAGCGCUCCGUGCUGGAGCUGGUGCGCCAGGCACCCUUCCUGGUUACGCUGCACUACGCCUUCCAGACGGACGCCAAGCUGCACCUCAUCCUGGACUAUGUGAGUGGAGGCGAGAUGUUCACCCACCUCUACCAGCGCCAGCACUUCAAAGAGGCUGAGGUGCGAGUGUAUGGGGGCGAGAUCGUGCUGGCCCUGGAGCACCUGCACAAGCUGGGUAUCAUCUACCGAGAUCUGAAGCUGGAGAACGUGCUGCUUGACUCCGAGGGCCACAUCGUCCUCACAGACUUUGGGCUUAGUAAGGAGUUCCUGACGGAGGAGAAAGAACGAACCUUCUCCUUCUGUGGCACUAUCGAGUACAUGGCCCCCGAAAUUAUCCGCAGCAAGUCGGGGCAUGGCAAGGCGGUGGACUGGUGGAGCCUGGGCAUCCUGCUCUUUGAGCUGCUGACCGGGGCCUCGCCCUUCACACUGGAGGGCGAGAGGAACACACAGGCAGAGGUGUCCCGACGGAUCCUGAAGUGCUCCCCUCCCUUCCCCCCCCGGAUCGGGCCCGUGGCACAGGACCUGCUGCGGCGGCUACUUUGCAAGGACCCCAAGAAGCGGCUGGGCGCGGGGCCCCAGGGUGCGCAGGAAGUCAAGAACCACCCCUUCUUCCAGGGUCUGGAUUGGGCUGCUCUGGCUGCCAGGAAAAUUCCAGCCCCAUUCCGACCCCAGAUCCGCUCGGAGCUGGAUGUGGGCAACUUUGCAGAAGAAUUUACUCGGCUGGAGCCUAUCUACUCACCCCCCGGCAGCCCCCCGCCUGGGGACCCUCGCAUCUUCCAGGGAUACUCCUUCGUGGCGCCCUCCAUCCUGUUUGACCAUAACAACGCGGUGAUGAUGACGGAUGUGCUGGAAGCAUCUGGCGCUGGAGACCGGCCCGGCCGGGCAGCAGUGGCCAGGAGCGCCAUGAUGCAGGACUCGCCUUUCUUCCAGCAGUACGAGCUGGACCUGCGGGAGCCCGCGCUUGGCCAGGGCAGCUUCUCCGUGUGUCGCCGCUGUCGCCAGCGCCAGAGUGGCCAGGAGUUCGCGGUCAAGAUCCUCAGCCGCAGGCUGGAGGCGAACACGCAACGAGAAGUGGCUGCCCUACGGCUUUGCCAGUUGCACCCAAACGUGGUGAAGUUACAUGACGUGCAUCACGACCAGCUGCACACGUACCUGGUCCUGGAGCUGCUGCAGGGCGGGGAGCUGCUGGAGCACAUCCGCAAGAAGCGGCACUUCAGCGAGUCCGAAGCGAGCCAGAUCCUGCGCAGCCUCGUGUCGGCAGUGAGCUUCAUGCACGAGGAGGCGGGCGUGGUGCAUCGGGACCUCAAGCCCGAGAACAUUCUGUACGCCGAUGACACGCCCGGAGCCCCCGUGAAGAUCAUCGACUUUGGGUUCGCGCGGCUGCGCCCGCAGAGCCCCGCGGGGCCCAUGCAGACGCCCUGCUUCACGCUGCAGUACGCGGCUCCCGAGCUGUUGGCGCAGCAGGGCUACGACGAGUCCUGCGACCUCUGGAGCCUCGGUGUCAUUCUGUACAUGAUGCUGUCGGGGCAGGUCCCCUUCCAGGGGGCCUCAGGCCAGGGUGGGCAGAGCCAGGCGGCAGAGAUCAUGUGCAAGAUCCGCGAGGGGCGCUUCUCUCUUGACGGGGAGGCCUGGCAGGGCGUGUCUGAGGAAGCCAAGGAGCUGGUCCGAGGGCUCCUGACGGUGGACCCCGCCAAGCGGCUGAAGCUCGAGGGGCUGCGGGGCAGCUCAUGGCUGCAGGACGGCAGCGCCCGCUCCUCGCCCCCGCUCCGGACACCGGACGUGCUGGAGUCCUCCGGGCCAGCUGUGCGCUCGGGGCUCAACGCCACUUUCAUGGCCUUCAACCGGGGCAAGCGCGAGGGCUUCUUCCUGAAGAGCGUGGAGAACGCGCCGCUGGCCAAGCGGCGGAAACAGAAGCUGCGGAGCGCCGCCACCUCCCGCCGCGUCUCCCCCGCGCCCGCCGCCCCGGGCAGGGCCCCCGCCGCCAAGGGAGCCCCCAGACGAGCCAACGGCCCCCUGCCGCCCUCCUAGCCCCCGCCACAGCGACCCCUCCUUCCCCCAUAGGGGCUGUGACCUGGGAGCCUCGGUAUUGGCCCCGCGCCAUCCCCAGGGAUUGCCCUUCCCUCCCCUUCCCCCCACCCCACUCCCAGACAGAGCAGAAGUAUUUUUAUAAGCAGAGAAUUUUUUAUGUCUUACCAGAUAGAGUUAGAGAUGCAGGGAGGGAGG